Molecule: messenger RNA, 987 nt
Organism: Chlorella variabilis
Lineage: Eukaryota; Viridiplantae; Chlorophyta; Trebouxiophyceae; Chlorellales; Chlorellaceae
Exons: 5
Coding region: 1-987 (328 amino acids)
Biological process (GO): nucleobase-containing compound metabolic process
Cellular component (GO): cytoplasm; nucleus
Molecular function (GO): nucleic acid binding; 3'-5' exonuclease activity
Source: RefSeq, a predicted model, not a curated record
AUGAGGGGCGGCAAGAGGAUAGCCUGGCAGCCGCAGCCUCCCACUCACCAGGCGGUGGCUGCGGCACUGACAGUCGCCACCGCGGAGCCCCAGCCGCCGACCCCCCGCCGCAGCAGCGGACGCAAUUGCAAGCGCCGAGCAGAGUGGGAGGUCGAGGUUGAUGCCGAGCCGGAGCCGGAGCCAGCGGUGCCGCUGCAGGCUGCCGCCGCUCCCCGCCAGCCGCGCCGCCGCAAGAAGGCGCGGCGGGUGGUGUCGCUGGAGGAGCCCGAGCCCGAGCCAGCCGUGCCGCAGCCGCCGACGCCGCCCGGCCUCGCCGCAGCCGCCGCGCACGACGCCGAGCUGCGCCCCGCCCCCUGCGCGGGCUGCCCGCUGUACACGCUGCCGGGCGGCGUGACUGUGGCCGUUGUCAGCCGGCAGGAGCACCUGGCGCCAGCUCUCAUGCUGCUCAGGGAUUCCAUGCCCACCCCAUACAUCGCUAUCGACCUUGAAUGGCCCUCCACGGAUGUGCCAGCAUACUCCCACUCCUUCCAGGGGGUGGCCCUGGUGCAGCUGGCCAGCGCAGACACAUGUGUACUGGUGCGCACGUGCCUACUGGGCUUCCCGCGAGAGCUGUCCAACUUUCUGCGGGACCCCAGCAUCUGCUUCAUCGGCAUGCACUGGGGCACCCAGGAUGCGGACAAGAUGCAUGACAGCUUUGGCUGGCACCACUGCGACUUCCACGGCGGCUUUGUGGAUGCAGGCACGCGCAGCAUGGCCAGGCAGGCGGGCUACCCCAGACCGGGGCUCAAAGGCAUGGCUGAGAGCCUGUUUGCCAUCGACCUGCCCAAGAGCAAGAAGGCGAGAACUUAUUUUUGGAAGAGGGUCACGCUGUCCAACUGGGCGGCGGCCAGCCUGAGCGGCAGCCAGGUCCGCUACGCCGCCCUGGACGCCCUGUUCACCUUCCACAUCUACGAAGCACUGGCCGCCGCCGCCGACGCCAACAGCUGA